AUGGAAACCGCCAGAGAGAGUUCCCAAAUCGACAACCCAGUCAACACGCCCUCAAAUACGAUUGCAACAACAUACCACUCUGUAAUCGAAUCCACAAUAUACAACAACCUCCCAGCAGUCAUCAAAAGAUUCAACUUCCCCGAAAACCCAAGAACCCACCACCGCUGGCGCAAAGAAGUCGAAGCCCUCAACCUCGCCAGAGGCCACCCAAACAUAUCCCAAAUCCUAACCUCAACCCCCUCCCCACCAACAAUAACUCUCCGCCACGAAGCCGGCCUCAGCCUCGAAAAAUACAUCAACCGCAAAACCUCCACCUGCACCCUCUCCUACUCCGACGCCUUAGCAAUCUGGUCCCAAACUGCAUCAGCCCUUUCCCACCUGCACUCAACUUGCAACAUAAUCCACGACGACGUCAAACCGGAAAACAUAAUCUUCUCCUCCCCCUCCCCUCCUCAUCCCCAUUCAUCACCUCACUCUUCAACUCACAGAGACGAACACCCACAACCCCACGCAGUCCUCCUAGACUUCGGCGCCGCCCUCACCCUCUCCUCUUCGUCAACCCCCCCCUCUCCCGACCUCAACAUCUGGUCCCCCUCCGGCACACCCCCCUACGCACCCCCCGAAUUCCUCCACCGCACCAAAUCCCACGCCUCCGAUGUCUGGGGACUAGGCGUCACCCUCCUCUUCUGCUUCGGAUACAUCCCGCUGCCUACGGGCUCCUGGAUCCUGCCACACGUGUUUGAAGACGAAGCUGUCAAGCAAGAAAUGGUGGCGUGGUUGGAUGAGAUCGAGGAGUUGAGGACGUCGUUGGGGAGGAGCGGGGAUAGUGAAAAGGUGUUGCUUGGGAGGAUGUUGGAGAGGGAUCCGGAGGUGAGGAUUGGGAGUGGGGAGGUUGUGGAGGUUCUUGGGUCGUGA
Colletotrichum acutatum is the source of this 915-nucleotide messenger RNA. Its product is annotated as kinase-like domain-containing protein. NCBI's taxonomy places the organism in Eukaryota, Fungi, Ascomycota, Sordariomycetes, Glomerellales, Glomerellaceae. The transcript is spliced from 2 exons. The record is from RefSeq and is a predicted model, not a curated record. Gene Ontology annotation, cellular component: nucleus. Gene Ontology annotation, biological process: protein phosphorylation; mitotic DNA damage checkpoint signaling. The coding region runs from base 1 to 915 and encodes 304 amino acids. Gene Ontology annotation, molecular function: protein serine/threonine kinase activity; ATP binding.